GCGGCGCGGUGCCAGCCCGUCGACAUCCCCAUGUGCCGGGGCAUCGGGUACAACCUGACCCGCAUGCCCAACCUGCUGGGCCACGAGAGCCAGCGCGAGGCCGCCCUGAAGCUGCACGAGUUCGCCCCGCUGGUGGAGUACGGCUGCCACGUCCACCUGCGCUUCUUCCUCUGCUCCCUCUACGCGCCCAUGUGCACCGACCAGGUGAGCGCCAGCAUCCCCGCCUGCCGCCCCAUGUGCGAGCAGGCCCGCCACAAGUGCGUCCCCAUCAUGGAGCAGUUCAAUUUCGGCUGGCCCGAGUCGCUCGACUGCGGCAAGCUGCCCACCAAGAAUGACCCCAACGCCCUCUGCAUGGAGGCCCCUGAGAACGCCUCGGCUGCCGAGCCCCACAAGGGCCAGGGCAUGCUGCCCGUGGCCCCCCGGCCCUGGCCGCCGGGCGCCGCUGCCGAGGGCCGGGGGCCCAACGGCCUGGGUGCCUGCGACAACCCCGAGAAGUUCCAGUACGUGGAGAAGAGCCUCUCCUGCGCGCCCAGGUGCUCCCCCGGGGUGGACGUCUACUGGUCCCGGGAGGACAAGGACUUUGCCUUCAUCUGGAUGGCCGUCUGGUCCACCCUCUGUUUCGUCUCCACCGCCUUCACCGUCCUCACCUUCCUGCUCGACCCCCACCGCUUCCAGUACCCUGAGAGGCCCAUCAUCUUCCUCUCCAUGUGCUACAACGUCUACUCCAUGGCCUUCAUCAUCCGCUCGGUGGCAGGGGCCGAGAACAUCGCCUGCGACCGGGAGAAUGGCGAGCUCUACAUCAUCCAGGAGGGGCUGGAGAGCACGGGCUGCACCAUCGUCUUCCUCAUCCUCUACUACUUCGGCAUGGCCAGCUCGCUCUGGUGGGUCAUCCUCACCCUGACCUGGUUCCUGGCCGCCGGGAAGAAGUGGGGACACGAGGCCAUCGAGGCCCACAGCAGCUACUUCCACAUGGCCGCCUGGGGCAUCCCGGCCAUGAAGACCAUCGUCAUCCUCACCAUGCGGAAGGUGGCAGGGGACGAGCUCACGGGGCUGUGCUACGUGGGGAGCAUGGACGUCAGCGCCCUGACCGGCUUCGUCCUCAUCCCCCUCUCCUGCUACCUGGUCAUCGGCACCUCCUUCAUCCUCACGGGCUUCGUCGCCCUCUUCCACAUCCGGAAGAUCAUGAAGACGGGUGGCACCAACACGGAGAAGCUGGAGAAGCUGAUGGUGAAGAUCGGGGUCUUCUCUAUCCUCUACACCGUCCCGGCCACCUGCGUCAUUGUCUGCUACUUCUACGAGCGGCUGAACGUGGAUUACUGGAACCUCAGGGCCCUGGAGCGCGGCUGCCUGCACCUCCCUGGCCGGCGUGCCGCCAACUGCUCCUUGGAGGCCUCGGUGCCCACUGUGGCCGUCUUUAUGCUAAAGAUUUUCAUGUCGCUGGUGGUGGGCAUCACCAGCGGGGUGUGGGUAUGGAGCUCCAAGACGCUGCAGACCUGGCAGAGCCUGUGCAACAGAAAGCUGGGCGUGAGGACGAGGGGCAAGCCCUGCAGCGGGGUGAGCUGCGGCGGGGGGCACUGGGCCGGUUCUGGCACCCGCCGCCUCCCGGCUGCGGAGGAGGAUUUUCCUGCGCUGUCACACUAA
Messenger RNA from Aptenodytes forsteri (emperor penguin), 1641 nucleotides. RefSeq names its product frizzled class receptor 9 (gene FZD9). Gene Ontology annotation, cellular component: plasma membrane. The transcript is spliced from 3 exons. Gene Ontology annotation, molecular function: Wnt receptor activity; Wnt-protein binding. Bases 31 to 1641 code for a protein of 536 amino acids. Lineage: Eukaryota; Metazoa; Chordata; Aves; Sphenisciformes; Spheniscidae. The record is from RefSeq and is a predicted model, not a curated record. Gene Ontology annotation, biological process: canonical Wnt signaling pathway; non-canonical Wnt signaling pathway.